AUGGCGAAGGACUCUUUGAAGGCUGAGCUGCCCUUUCUUCCAAGCAAGCCAGCAGUGCAGCAAGCCUCCACCAUGGUUGCCGUGAACUCGACUGCCAACCCAGAGUCCCUUGCGGUUCUCACCGCGAUGGUGAAUCAGACACUCAUUGAGACGGGUCGGUUCUUUCGCUCGUCAGGGUCCAUGCUGUCGAGGACCCAGUUAAAGCGGGCGAUCCCACCGGCGCACGAGCAAUUUCAGAAUGCGUUAGAUAACCUAUCAGAGCAGAUCUUUAUCGCCAAGGCAUUCCUGGAAAAGGACUAUGAAGCUGUCCAGGCGAAGAAAACGACGCCGCCAGCUCCUGUACCAGCAGCGCCUACCGUUGAGCCUCAACCAGCAGAGGACGUUGUGAUGAAAGAAGAGCCAGUUGACUCGGGAGAAUUGGCCCAGGGAUCUGCCAAUCAGACAGGAGCGCUAUCGUCGGAGCAGAAAAAGGCUGACGAGAAGGGUGAAGGAAAGGUGACUCAAGCAGUGACUCAUCAGCAGACGGGACAAGAGAAGGAUGUAAAGACCGAAAAGCAAGAAGAAACGGGCACUCAGACAGGCCAGCAAUUGGGGGCAGGUGACGAGCUCUUCGGUUCCAUGCUUCCUGACACAGGCGGUGCUGGGCCCAACGAGUUCGACUUACAUCUCGAUUUUGGCAACGAUGAGAUUGGUAACCAGAACUUUCUGGCGGGAGCCAACUUCCUCGAUUCUGCGGCUGGAAAUAAUGGCGGCCAUGGCCAAGCAAAGGAUCAAGCCGGCUCUAUCAGCUCGUUGUUGCCGGGUCUCGAGAGCUAUGCUGCGAAUGCAACUGACGAAGAGUUCAAUAUGGAUCUGCAGAACACAGGAAACAACACUUCCCAACAGCAGGGUCAGCAGCAAUCAGAUGCGCAGAAGGACAAUAACAGCAACAAUCAAGAUGAAGUGAUGGCCCCAGGAGGAUCCAGCUUCGAUGAUCUCUUCAUGGAGAAUGAUAAUUUCGGCGGGGAUGGUGACGAUAACCUGCUUGGUGGGGAUGGGCUAAUGGACAUCGGGGAACUGGAUGAUUCCUGGUUUAACUGA
Messenger RNA from Paecilomyces variotii, 1080 nucleotides. RefSeq lists its product as hypothetical. Bases 1 to 1080 code for a protein of 359 amino acids. The record is from RefSeq and is a predicted model, not a curated record. Lineage: Eukaryota; Fungi; Ascomycota; Eurotiomycetes; Eurotiales; Thermoascaceae. The transcript is spliced from 3 exons.